Messenger RNA from Populus nigra (black poplar), 4015 nucleotides. Its product is annotated as protein argonaute 10-like. Gene Ontology annotation, biological process: regulatory ncRNA-mediated post-transcriptional gene silencing. The transcript is spliced from 22 exons. The record is from RefSeq and is a predicted model, not a curated record. Gene Ontology annotation, molecular function: RNA binding; protein binding. The coding region runs from base 725 to 3715 and encodes 996 amino acids. NCBI's taxonomy places the organism in Eukaryota, Viridiplantae, Streptophyta, Magnoliopsida, Malpighiales, Salicaceae. Gene Ontology annotation, cellular component: cytoplasm.
GCAUAUUUGCUUCCUUAUUUUUAUAUUUUCUUUUCAAAUUGCUCCUAUAUUUUUAAGCAAAGGUACGUCCCCGAGGCUGCGCAAUUCAGUCAUCAAGAACUGAAACCGAAGACAGGGAGAGAGAGGGGCUAAAAGCAGGGUAGUCGUAAUAUAUAAAGCAGCAGCAGAGAGAGAGAGAGAGAGAGAGAGAGAGAGAGAGAGAGAGAGAGAGAGAGAGAGAGAGAGAGAGAGAGGCAUGGCAGAGGGCCUCACUCACAAAGCCUUUUACACGUGAUAAAGAAAACACCAAAAGCACACUUGCAUGCGUGUAUAAAGAUUCAUCAUCAUCAUCGUCUCUCUAGAAUUCUCUCACUCUUACUCUCUUUUAUUUCUAAGGCCAGAAGAACUGAAAUCCUCCAUAAAAAGCCUUCACUUUCCUUUCUCCUUAAACCCAUCAUUUCACGUUCUUUGUCUCCCUCUUCUCUCAAACAUUUCUCUUCUUGCAACCUCAACUCUUGUAUCUUGGUUGUUACCGACUGAGUGAGUGAGCAGGUGAGUGUUGUGAACGAAGGAGAAGUGGUCUUAAGUCCAAGCCUGUGAGGCCAACAAGCAAAAGACUAGAAGAUAAAUAAAGUAUAUUUUUGCCAUUCGGUGAAUCUUUUACUUUUUUGAAGAUAAAAUAUCUUGCUGCUUUCACAUAAAGUUUCAGUGAGUAUAGGGAAUAAAGUGAAAGAAAAAACUAGCUAUGCCUAUAAGGCAAAUGAAAGAGAGCUCAGAGCAGCACUUGGUGAUAAAAACUCACAUGCAGAACUCCAUAAACCAACCUCAAAAACACCACAAAACUGCUCAAAAUGGCAAAGGACCACCACAACCACUCCAAGAAAGUUCCAACACUAAACCCCAAAACCAGACCUCACCUCCUGCAAAGAAUAGAGGGAGAAGGAGAGGCAGAGGUGGUAGAAAGUCUGAUCAAGGAGAUGUAUGUAUGAGGCCUUGUUCAAGGCCUUGUACCGUAGUACAUAAACCUGUUGUGAAUCCAAUUGGUGAUCUCCUGUCAACUACUUCAACUGGGCCUAUUGAGACUGGUAAAAAUGUUUGUGAAAUGGAGAUGGGUCCGGGGUUCCCAACCUCAAGCAAGUCUUUGAGUUUCGCACGUAGGCCUGGUUAUGGUCAAGUUGGUAGCAAGUGUAUUGUUAAGGCCAACCAUUUCUUUGCAGAGUUACCAGACAAGGACUUGAACCAGUAUGAUGUUACUAUAACUCCUGAAGUGGCAUCAAGAACUAUGAACAGAGCUAUUAUGGCAGAGCUCGUGAGGCUUUACAAAGAAUCUGAUUUAGGAAUGCGACUGCCUGCUUAUGAUGGCAGAAAGAGCUUGUACACAGCUGGUAAGCUUCCGUUUGCUUGGAAGGAGUUCGCUAUUAAGCUUGUUGAUGCACAGGAUGGUAUCAGUGGUCCCAAGAGAGAGAGAGAAUACAAAGUGGUGAUCAAGUUUGUUGCAAGGGCAAACAUGUAUCAUUUGAGUCAAUUCUUAGCUGGAAAACAUGCUGAUGCUCCGCAGGAAGCUCUACAGAUUCUUGACAUUGUACUGAGAGAGCUCUCUACAAAGAGGUAUUGCCCUGUUGGAAGAUCCUUUUUUUCACCCGAUAUAAGAGCACCACAGCGACUAGGUGAUGGUUUGGAAUCCUGGUGCGGAUUUUACCAGAGUAUAAGACCGACUCAAAUGGGACUGUCCUUAAACAUUGAUAUGGCCUCGGCAGCAUUCAUUGAGCCUCUUCCUGUGAUAGAGUUUGUCGCUCAGCUUCUAGGCAAAGAUGUAUUGUCAAGGCCAUUGUCUGAUUCUGAUCGAGUGAAGAUUAAAAAAGGUCUAAGAGGAGUGAAAGUUGAAGUAACUCACAGAGGGAGUGUACGAAGAAAGUAUCGUGUCUCCGGCUUGACAUCUCAGCCUACAAGAGAACUUGUGUUUCCUGUUGAUGAUAACUCGACAAUGAAGUCAGUUGUUGAAUACUUCCAAGAGAUGUAUGGCUUCACCAUUCAACAUGCACAUCUACCUUGCCUUCAGGUUGGAAACCAGAAGAAAGCAAAUUAUCUACCCAUGGAGGCUUGCAAAAUUGUGGAGGGGCAACGCUAUACAAAACGGUUGAAUGAGAGGCAAAUUACUGCCCUUCUAAAAGUUACAUGUCAAAGACCCAGGGAUCGGGAAAAUGACAUUUUGCAGACUGUUCAGAAUAAUGCUUAUGAUCAAGACCCCUACGCGAAGGAGUUUGGGAUCAAAAUCAGUGAAAAGCUUGCGUCUGUUGAGGCUCGAAUUCUCCCUGCCCCUUGGCUGAAAUAUCAUGAAACUGGAAAAGAAAAGGAUUGCUUGCCUCAAGUGGGGCAAUGGAAUAUGAUGAACAAGAAAAUGAUUAAUGGAAUGACUGUAAGCCGGUGGGCAUGUAUUAACUUCUCAAGGAGUGUGCAAGAGAGUGUUGCUCGUGGCUUUUGCAAUGAACUUGCCCAAAUGUGUCAAGUUUCUGGAAUGGAGUUCAAUUCAGAGCCUGUGAUCCCUAUCUACAAUGCCAGGCCUGAGCAUGUAGAGAAAGCUUUGAAGCACGUCUAUCAUGCAUCCACAAACAGAACCAAAGGAAAAGAGCUAGAGCUUCUCUUAGCUAUUCUACCUGACAACAAUGGGUCCCUCUAUGGUGAUCUGAAGCGAAUAUGCGAAACUGAUCUUGGUUUAAUAACUCAAUGCUGUCUCUCGAAACAUGUGUUCAAGAUCAGUAAGCAGUACUUGGCAAAUGUGUCCCUCAAGAUCAAUGUAAAGAUGGGUGGUAGAAAUACUGUCCUUUUAGAUGCUAUCAGCUGCAGAAUACCAUUAGUUAGCGACAUACCAACCAUUAUUUUUGGAGCAGAUGUGACUCACCCAGAGAAUGGAGAGGACUCAAGCCCCUCAAUAGCUGCUGUGGUGGCUUCUCAGGACUGGCCUGAAGUAACAAAAUAUGCUGGACUAGUUUGUGCUCAAGCUCACAGACAGGAACUCAUACAGGACUUGUACAAAACAUGGCAAGAUCCUGUUCGUGGUACUGUUAGCGGUGGCAUGAUCAGAGAUCUUCUGAUUUCUUUCAGGAAAGCAACUGGACAAAAGCCGCUAAGGAUCAUAUUUUACAGGGAUGGUGUUAGUGAAGGACAAUUUUAUCAAGUUCUGCUUUAUGAGUUGGAUGCGAUUCGGAAGGCCUGUGCGUCUUUGGAGCCAAAUUAUCAGCCACCAGUAACUUUCAUAGUUGUACAAAAACGUCACCACACUAGAUUGUUUGCUAACAACCAUAGGGACAGGACUAGCACAGACAAGAGUGGAAACAUACUGCCUGGCACUGUGGUUGAUUCUAAAAUCUGUCAUCCAACAGAGUUUGACUUCUAUCUCUGUAGCCAUGCUGGUAUUCAGGGGACAAGUAGGCCAGCGCACUAUCAUGUUUUGUGGGAUGAGAACAACUUCACAGCUGAUGGAAUCCAGUCUUUGACGAACAAUCUCUGCUAUACAUAUGCUAGGUGCACUCGCUCCGUUUCAGUAGUUCCUCCGGCAUACUAUGCACAUUUAGCUGCAUUUCGUGCUCGAUUUUACACGGAGCCAGUAAUGCAGGAGACUGGCUCAGCAGGCAGUGGUGCUGGCCAUGGUGCUAAGGGAACACGAACAGGAGAAUCAGGUGUCCGGCCACUGCCGGCCUUGAAAGAGAAUGUAAAGAGAGUAAUGUUUUAUUGUUAGGGGGGAAUGGAAGUUGGAUUCAGGUAGUGGUUAGCUGGAGAUGCUAGUAUUGAUAAUUCUCAUGUACAUGUAACAACACAAGCAUGAUAGCAAAAUGUUUCAUUCUACCUCAGUGAUUAGAAGCCCAAAAAGCCUUUGGUCGGUUGUUCUCUUGAAACAUCUCAAAACAUGAGAAACGCCCCUAAACACAGGUGAUGGCACUCGUCUUCCGACCAUCCAUAGAUGACGGGAAGAACAAAGUAGGCCUUGUAAAGAAAUGUUCAUUAAUGAAUCGAUCGCUAUGUAGGAAAUUUUGCCCCA